GUGGAGAGUCCGCUCCUCGCGUUCAUUUCAUUCCUCUUCUCAUUCCGAACAUUCUUAGCAUCGCUCGCGCCGCACAAGCCCAUUCGAAAGCCCAACCCGCCCUGCCACCACCGGUUUGGGGGCAGUAACUAAUCACUUGAAGGGCUUCAAUAAUCCCGCUAGCCAACAAGCUGUAGCGCCCAGACAUAAACACUAAUAUAUAUAUCUAUAUAUAUAUUAAAAAAUAAUAAUAACAAGAAGCAAAAACACCAAGGCUAUAAACUAAAGCAAGCAAAGUCCCCCGGGGGAACCUGGAAGAAGUUUGCAAUUGAUUUACAAAAGACUGUUUGCAAAGGUGGGGAGUGGAGUGGAGAGCUGCUGUUGCUACUGCUGGUUAAUUGUACAUUCAAGUGGAAAAUUUUUCGAAGUCAGCAGAAACAUUGUAUCCAAAAAAAGACAAAGUCGCAGUUCCAACAAAACGAGGAGAUUGUCCCUGGAAAACUUCCUUUCGGUUUCUUCUCAUAAAGCUUCCAGGCUCAGGCUUGGAAAAACCAGCCAUCACCAUUGAGCCCAGCAGCUGGAGCGGCAGCGAGAGCCCUGCCGAAGACAUUGAAAGAAUGAGUGAUUCUGCAGAUAAACCAAUUGACAAUGAUGCAGAAGGUGUCUGGAGCCCAGAUAUUGAACAAAGCUUUCAGGAGGCUCUAGCUAUAUAUCCCCCUUGUGGGAGGAGGAAAAUCAUCUUGUCUGAUGAAGGGAAAAUGUAUGGUAGGAAUGAACUGAUAGCCAGAUACAUCAAACUUAGAACAGGAAAGACACGGACCAGGAAACAGGUGUCUAGUCACAUACAGGUCUUAGCCAGGAAGAAAGUUCGAGAAAUUCAAGCCGCCAUUAAGGUGUCUAGUCACAUUCAGGUUCUUGCCAGAAGGAAAUCUCGUGAUUUUCAUUCCAAGCUAAAGGAUCAGACUGCAAAGGACAAAGCACUCCAGCACAUGGCAGCCAUGUCAUCAGCUCAAAUAGUAUCUGCAACAGCGAUUCACAAUAAGUUGGGCCUGCCAGGAAUUCCCCGUCCUACAUUUCCUGGAGCACCUGGAUUUUGGCCAGGAAUGAUACAGACAGGGCAGCCAGGAUCUUCACAAGACAUAAAGCCAUUUGUUCAGCAGGCCUAUCCCAUACAGCAGACAGUUGCAACACCUAUUUCAGGGUUUGAACCUGCAUCGGCUCCGGCACCUUCAGUUCCUGCGUGGCAAGGUCGAUCUAUUGGAACAACUAAACUGAGACUGGUGGAAUUUUCAGCUUUUCUUGAACAACAGAGAGACCCAGAAUCAUACAACAAACAUCUCUUUGUACACAUUGGACACGCCAACCAUUCUUACAGUGAUCCGUUGCUGGAAUCGGUGGAUAUUCGUCAGAUUUAUGAUAAAUUUCCAGAGAAGAAGGGUGGUUUGAAGGAAUUGUUUGGGAAAGGGCCCCAGAAUGCCUUCUUCCUAGUAAAAUUUUGGGCGGACUUAAAUUGCAACAUUCAAGAUGAUGCAGGAGCAUUCUAUGGUGUAACUAGUCAGUAUGAAAGCUCAGAAAACAUGACAAUCACCUGUUCCACCAAAGUCUGUUCAUUCGGGAAGCAAGUAGUAGAAAAAGUAGAGACUGAAUAUGCACGGUUUGAGAAUGGCCGGUUUGUGUACAGAAUAAACCGUUCUCCAAUGUGUGAAUAUAUGAUCAAUUUCAUCCACAAGCUCAAGCAUUUGCCAGAGAAAUAUAUGAUGAACAGUGUGUUGGAAAACUUUACUAUUUUGUUGGUUGUAACAAACAGGGACACGCAGGAAACCCUACUUUGCAUGGCGUGUGUAUUUGAAGUUUCAAACAGCGAACAUGGUGCACAGCAUCACAUCUACAGGCUUGUAAAGGACUGAACAGUUAUUUAUAGACACAUUUCGUUAUAGCUCCUUAUCAAAACACAGACUGUCAACCUCAACGUGAAGUGGCAGUUCCUCUGGCUGAGCUUUCCCCCACAUUUUUCUAAACCUCAUUUGAGUGUGUUCAUACAUUGUAGCUGUGAAAUUCUGGUACAGUUGUACAAAUUCUUUUUAAAACAAAGUGUUCAAAUUUAUAAAAUUACACUUCUUUGAGAAGACUAUAUUUAAGGAUUUCAAGGCCUUUAUGAAAGUUUUAGAUUUUUUUUUGUUGUGUUAGAAAAAUAUAAAACAGAGCAUUUGCCAUGGGAAAACUUUAACAGCAAUUAUAAAAAUUUAUGAGGUGUUUUAUCUAAAUUAAAAACAUGUUUUUUUAAGAUGACAGUGAAAUUGAAAUGCAUUUUAACUAUGUGUAAAUUAGAACAGGUUUUUUUUUUUUAGAAUUAUAUUCAUAACAGAUUACUGUGGACAUUACAGACGAAUGUAAUUCACUAAAUUAUUUUAUAACUCUAUUUCUGUUUGAAGCCAAAAGACAAACAUAGCCUUAAGAAAUGCCUGAUGGGAGCAGACAGGUCCUAAACAAAUACAAAAAUGUAUUUUAUUUCCUCCCCUGUAUUAAAAACUAACCUUCUAAUCCAUUGAACAUUUCAAGCAGGUAUUGCAAAGCGAGAUUUUCUCCCUUUAUUAAUCAUAUUUAGUGUAUUUAAAAAAAUAUAAAGUAUUGUACUAAUAAGGACAUUUGAUUAUUUAAUUAAAAGUGGCUCGUUUUGCAAUAACUAGAUAAAUUCUGAAAAAUUAGAUUUAUGAUGUAUGUAAUUUUGUGUGUGGUUAUAUUUUACAUGAGAUUUCUUUGAGGGGGGUUGUUUGUUUUCAUCAUGAAUCAAGAAGUUGCAACACUAAAACUAGUGAUUAGCAAAUGUAAGGGAGAAAAAAAAUGACUGCUGUAUUACAAUUAUGUUGUCAACUGAAAACCACAAAAUGACUGUGGUCAAGAAGAGAAUAGGUAAGCAAGGAAAAGGUUCAUCUGUUUUUAAUGUCUUUGGAGUCCUAGAAAAUCAUAGAUUGGUAGGCAAAAAAGAUGCAAUGACUAUCUUUCAGGAGACUUGUAAAUCUUGUGAUCACCCAAGAUGAACACAGUCUACCAGCAGGUGUAUCAUGACCUAUCAAAGCCUUGAUAAGUCUUCUGUUUUGCCUGCCUACCUGGAAAUCCAAAAACAAAGUAGUUGCCAAAAAGUUGCCAUAACAGCUUGAACCCAGUGAAGGAUUUUUACAGAAGGAAGGAAUUUCCAUCUGUGGAUCAUAAUUCCUUCCCUUGCAUCCCAGAAUAAUCAGAUUGCUAGCAAACAGUAAACUGUGAGUGGUACAUACAACCUAAUGCAGUGCAUACCUGCCUAUAUUACCUUUGUUUCUAAGCUAAGUUUUCCCCCUUUGUUGUUCACUACAUACUCUCUUCUGUAUGUGCCAUUUUUAAGAGCACAAUAUUAUUUUACCUCAAGUAUAACACUUAAUUCACUGGUCUUUAAGUAUUGGUGUGUCACAAUAUUAAGCAUAAAUAGGAAUCAAACAUGUCUUGUUUCUCCAUUUGUGCAAACUGAAUUGGUCAUGGGUUUUAUGUAUUUAAAAAGUGAUGAGCAUAUGGACACUACUUUAUAGUUUCCAUUCUAGCUAAAACAUUGUUUUUCCAGGCCUGUAUAUUGGACCUGAGGAGUCUGGCAUACCUCCCUCAGAUACUAAAAGUUGUAUAAUCUUGAAAAUGUAAGGGUUAAAUGAUACAUAUCCAUAUAUAUUUCUUAAUGUCCCUAUAACUCCACACAUACUUGAAAACAUUUUCAGUGUGCAGCUUAGAUUAGUCAUUAUGUAUCAUAAAAUAAGCAGGCUGUUGCUGCUUAUACAUUUGC
Messenger RNA from Heteronotia binoei (common prickly gecko), 3784 nucleotides. RefSeq names its product TEA domain transcription factor 1 (gene TEAD1). Gene Ontology annotation, cellular component: transcription regulator complex. Lineage: Eukaryota; Metazoa; Chordata; Lepidosauria; Squamata; Gekkonidae. The record is from RefSeq and is a predicted model, not a curated record. Gene Ontology annotation, molecular function: RNA polymerase II cis-regulatory region sequence-specific DNA binding; DNA-binding transcription factor activity, RNA polymerase II-specific. The transcript has 14 exons. Bases 597 to 1886 code for a protein of 429 amino acids. Gene Ontology annotation, biological process: hippo signaling; embryonic organ development; regulation of transcription by RNA polymerase II.